GGUCGAUGGCGAGAAGGAUGACUACCAGGGUGACGUCGGGUAGGGUAACUUUCAGGUUGACGGCGAGAAGGAUAACUACCAGGGUGACGGCGAGUAGGGUUACAUUCAGGUUGAUGGCGAGAAGGAUGACUACAAGGGUGACGGCGGGUAGGGUGACUGUCAGGUUGAUGACGACAAUGAUAGUCUCCAGGAUGACGAAAGGUGACGACCAGCGCGGAGAGCAGGAUGACUUUGAGGAUAACUACCAGGGUGAUGACCAGCAGCAACAUCAGGGACGAUGUCGACCUACCAGGUUGAUAUCAACGAAGGAGACGAGCAGGGCGGUCACGACCAGGAUAAUGACUAUGGUGACGUCCCUGAAGAAGAACAGCGUGGGGAAGACGACGACGACGAUGAACUGGACGACUACCAGAGUCACUACCAGGGCGACUACCAAGCUGAUGACGACGACCAGGAUUACAAUGAGGUAG
Strongylocentrotus purpuratus (purple sea urchin) is the source of this 470-nucleotide messenger RNA. RefSeq lists its product as uncharacterized. Lineage: Eukaryota; Metazoa; Echinodermata; Echinoidea; Camarodonta; Strongylocentrotidae. The transcript is spliced from 3 exons. The record is from RefSeq and is a predicted model, not a curated record. The coding region runs from base 6 to 470 and encodes 154 amino acids.